Rhodotorula toruloides NP11 is the source of this 1020-nucleotide messenger RNA. RefSeq names its product F-box domain containing protein. The transcript is spliced from 2 exons. The record is from RefSeq and is a predicted model, not a curated record. The coding region runs from base 1 to 1020 and encodes 339 amino acids. Gene Ontology annotation, molecular function: protein binding. NCBI's taxonomy places the organism in Eukaryota, Fungi, Basidiomycota, Microbotryomycetes, Sporidiobolales, Sporidiobolaceae.
AUGAACCCUUUCGACCGCCUGCCCGACGAACUCCUCCGCUACAUCUUCGACUUCCUGAGCGUCUCGAAGGACCCGUACUUGAAGGGAGACCUCCGGCGGUGUCUUUUCGUAUGCCAACGCUUCUACCAGCUCGCCCGACCCCUCCUCUGGCGGCGCAUCCACGUCCACUCGAAGCGAGACCUCGACUUGGUCCUGCUCGACAAGCGCACGGGCGACACGAGCGAGUACACGACGUCCCUCUGUCUUGCCAACAAGAUGAGCUUCAAGGAAGGCGCGGCUUCGAAGGAAGACUUCGAGGAGCUCGUUGGAUUCCUGCCCCGAGUCAAGGACGUCUCGUUGCACGCUUUACAGCUCGACAUGAUUCCCUUCGACGCUGUGAGCAGUCUCAAAUUCUUGACCACGCUCUCGAUCCGCAACGUCUCCGACGAAUGGACCGGCUUCAGCUCGAAUCAACUAGUCUCGCUCGAGAUAAUCGGCUGUCGCCUGUCUACGUCAGCUUUCCUCACACAGCGCGACUUCCCGCACUUGCGAGCGCUUUCCCUCUUUGUCGAACCAACAUUGAACCCGUUCGUCCCAACCUUGAGUUAUGCCGCUCUCGACCCGAAGCUUCUCGUCCAGCUUGACAUGCUUCAGCUGCCUCUUCAAGACGCCCUCGCCUCGGGAUCCAUCUGGGCACCUCUUCAGCAAGUUCCGACUCUCCUCUAUCAAUGGUCCGGCGACUCUACGGGCCGCUGGCGGGCACCUCCUCGAUUUUGGCGGAAGCCCAACCUGGUACUCAUCGAGCACGUCCUUGUGGAACGUGACUACAGCUCCUUUGGCUUGCAUAUCUCCGAGUACUCUUCCCUCAAGACGGUCUCGAUCGCACACGGCUUCUCGACACCAGACGUCGCAGGGCUGGUCAAGAUAUGUCUCGAAAAGGGCAUCAAAAUCAUCUCGGUUGGGUGCGGGAACGACCUCGGCGUCAAACAGGACUUCUGGACGUACGCAAAGCGAGAGAAGGAGGCGCUCAAGCGGGCGUAG